Coregonus sp. 'balchen' is the source of this 1669-nucleotide messenger RNA. The record is from the annotation of a GenBank genome assembly. NCBI's taxonomy places the organism in Eukaryota, Metazoa, Chordata, Actinopteri, Salmoniformes, Salmonidae.
UUUGUGGGUACCUUGAAGCAGCACGCCUUCCAGGGUUCUGUCCCCGGUGACGAGGACCUAAACGUGGAGCACCUCCAACUCCUGCUGCUCCUCUUCCACAACCUGUCUGAGCGGGGGAGGCGCGCCGUGCUCACCCUGGUCACCCAGGCCAUCACAGAGGUAUUUAACUGCUCUUUAACUGUGUUGUCUUUUGUAUUGUCUUACCAAGGCUUGGACUCGCGUCACAACGAUCACGACUUCUGACUCCACCAGUGGUGACUCAGACUUGGACUAGGGUCACAACGAUCACGACUUCUGACUCCACCAGUGGUGACUCAGACUUGGACUAGGGUCACAACGAUCACGACUUCUGACUCCACCAGUGGUGACUCAGACUUGGACUCGCGUCACAACGAUCACGACUUCUGACUCCACCAGUGGUGACUCGGACUUGGACUCGCGUCACAACGAUCACGACUUCUGACUCCACCAGUGGUGACUCAGACUUGGUCUUGAUCAGUACUGACUUUGUUGUCAGAAAGUCUCUAUCCCAUAAUGCAACAUGCUAGCUACAACAGCAAAUGUUAGAUUGGGGCAAUUCCCACGGUAACAUUAUGAUGCUGAGACUACGAUUUUUCACUUUAAAAACCAAAACCAAUGAUCGCAAAGUCAAACAAACCAUACAACCCUAUGCAUGCACAAGCACGACUUAACAAUUUCCACAGAAAAGUUUACAAAAACACAUUUACUUGAAGAACAGUGCAGAUGAAAAGUUUGUUAACAGAUUGACGGCACAAACCGCCAUUCUGUUACCAAACUCUACAUCUGCACGGUUCUUCAAGUGAACGUUAUCUUGAGUCACGGCAUCAUUCUGUUACUGUGGAAUUUCCCAUAGCUGCUGUAAUUAGCUAGCUACCCUUACGAAUGUUCCAACACAGCAAGCUAGCAAGCUUUCUCGUAUGACAAACCAAUAAGAUGGCGCCGACGGACAUGGCAGCUGUGCUUCUAGCUCCUAAGCAAUAAUUACAAGCAUUUUCGCUACGCCCGCAAUAACAUCUGCUAAAUAUGUGACCAAUAGCAUUUUAUUUGAUUAAUAAAGUCCAAUCUCCUGUCCUCUCAGGUGGCGGGUCCCCUCCACCAGGAGGCCCAGCUCAGAGCCGUACCCCUUAACCUGUCCCGAAUGCUGCUGGUGCUAGACUACCUGCUCCAUCAGUACUCCAAGGUCCCCAUGUACCUCUUCCAACAGGUAGGUUGAACGGCCGCUCAGUCCUUUUUUUUGUGUUGGGUUGCAGUUUUUAGAAUUGGUAGAAAUUGUGUCGUGACCAGCAUGGUUUUUAUUUAAACUCUCUUGAGUCAAUUUACGCGGCCCAGUUGAAAUCGAAUUAGCGUGAUACUAAAAUCCCCAUAAAAAAAUCUGUCUUGUUUAAACCCCAUAUCUGGAGUUUUGUUGUCCAGCAACAUUUCACUUUAUGGCUGCAGUGCACUUUUUGCAGUAGGUCGUUGGGCGGAAGAGGCAGACCUCCUAACACAGUGAACUGACUAUCUCAUCUAUUGCUUGCAGGUCCAGUACAAUCUACUGACCCCACCGUGGUCAGGCCAGGGUUCAGUCCAGGACGGGUCCAAACGCAGCGCCCUUCCCCUCUACUGCGGCUUUAAAGAGGUGGAGGAGAACUGGUCCAAGCACUGCUCG